AUGGCAAAGGUGGAAAGACGUCUCGCACGUGAGAGACAAGAAGCGACGGAAGACCACGAGGCCAUUCCAUCGACUUCUAGCGGCACGAGUCCAACAAAGAAACUGCGAUCCAGGUCAGGGCUGCCAAUCGCAGGCUCUGGCCCCGUUCUUCCUGCCCUGGGCAUAAUUUGCCAAAAAAAGGAGAAGUUCGUCAACCGAGCAGGCAAACGACAAAGGGAUACUCUGUCAAAGGCUGAAACAUUAACAGCAGGCCAAUUGCAGAAAGCUGCCGAGUUGAAGGAGGACCAAAGUAUUCUUUUGCAUAUACAAGACAAAGACUGUGUGGCUCUGGAGGUGCAGGACCACAAAGGCUGUUAUAAUCAGUACACCAGGUUUUUGAUGAGGCCUGAAAACCCAGAGAAAGAACAGAAUGAGCCCACGUUUGAUGUCAGCGAUAAGAUAUUCUGUGAAAGGAUCAUUCGCCAAAGGCUGCUUGUCAACCAAGAGGUGCUGAGAAUGGGCCAGCUGAGGAAGGCCUUCAUUGAACUGGUGAAAGCAAAUGAAGGUCUUGAUGCUUCAAACUACAGGGAACUGCAAUGCAUUUUUCUCUCACGUCUCAUUAUUUGUCAUGUGCAAGUCCAGCUUUACACAACAUGUGUGUGACAGGCCUGAGAAACUGUUUUUAAUUCUUGCUGUUCGCACAAACAUGUACCAGUUGGCAACAAGGAGAAGUGUGUGUGUGUGUGUGAUGUUGUGUGCCUUUCUUGGGCAUCUUUGGUGUUAAAUGUGCUGUAUGGCAGAUAGGUUCUAGCCUGUAAUGUCUUGUACCACCUGCACCACUCUCUGCUUUUCAUGAUACUCCUGUGACUCUUAAUUGUCACUGUUUUGUUCUGUUGCAGACAGGAUAUGUUGAAGAAGAGGCUGGCUCGUGAUUUCCCCCAGCUGGUGUUUCACAUCCCCACCAAGCGCAACAUCUGCGAGCUGGUUUUUGCAGAGACCCUGUCAACCGGUACACUCGCGGGACUCCACAAGUGCCUUUUAUGGCAAAGGGGGAAAAAAGACAUUUUCUGUUGCAUGUGAGAAAGGUGAGUACCUAAAGGCUUUUAAAAGUUUAGGUACUCACUUUAACUUGGAGCAGUCAACAUUUGCACUUCUUUGCCAGUAUGUGUGCCACUUAUAUGAUCAGCCAGCUGCCGAUAAUGUCAAUGAAGCUAGGUACAAGGCUUUCUGUAUGGCAUCAUCAGCCUUGCCAGAAAUAUGCAUUCCCCCAACUACUGAUGCCCUCCAACAGCACUGCAAAAGGGCAAACUACCAGGCUGCAAUAAUGUCGCAAACAAAAAAUAAGUGCUCCAUCACCUGCUGGAUAUGGUUGGCAAAUAGAGGAUGGGACCUUGCACAUCACCUGGAUGACCAGAAAUCCGGCCCCUGACAGUGUUUUGCAUGUCAUACACUGCGGCUGUAAAGGUGCCUGUGAGACAGGAAGAUGUUCCUGUUUUUCUGCAGGAUUGUGUUGCACAGACUUAUGUCGUUGCUGUAAUUGUGCCAACACCAAAGACACCGAGCAACUGGAAGACAACUGUCCUGACACUGACAGUGAGGACUGAGCGUCCUUAAUAUGUUAUUUCUUUUGUAGUUUUGUACAGUUUUAUAUAUCAGUCAUAUUUUUCAUAAAGAUUGUUUCUAUUGUU
Pseudoliparis swirei is the source of this 1667-nucleotide messenger RNA. RefSeq lists its product as uncharacterized. The transcript is spliced from 3 exons. The coding region runs from base 1 to 642 and encodes 213 amino acids. NCBI's taxonomy places the organism in Eukaryota, Metazoa, Chordata, Actinopteri, Perciformes, Liparidae. The record is from RefSeq and is a predicted model, not a curated record.